This is a messenger RNA of Colletotrichum abscissum, 1263 nucleotides long. Its product is annotated as globin. NCBI's taxonomy places the organism in Eukaryota, Fungi, Ascomycota, Sordariomycetes, Glomerellales, Glomerellaceae. Bases 1 to 1263 code for a protein of 420 amino acids. The record is from RefSeq and is a predicted model, not a curated record. Gene Ontology annotation, molecular function: FAD binding; oxygen binding; heme binding. Gene Ontology annotation, cellular component: intracellular anatomical structure. Gene Ontology annotation, biological process: cellular response to nitrosative stress; nitric oxide catabolic process. The transcript has a single exon.
AUGGCUUUGACAUACAAGCAAUCACAGCUCGUCAGGGGUACGAUCCCGGCUCUGCGUGAGCAUGGCGAGACCAUCACGACCAUAUUUUAUGCCAACAUGCUGCGGGCUCAUCCUGAGCUUCAUGACCACUUCAACAAGGUCAACCAGGCCAACGGCCGCCAGCCCCGUGCCUUGACCGGCGUCAUCCUUUCCUUCGCCGCAAACCUCAACCACAUCAGCGAGCUCAUCCCCAAGCUGGAGCGCAUGUGCAACAAGCACUGCUCCCUUGGAAUUCUACCGGAACACUAUGACAUCGUGGGAAAGUACCUCAUCCAAGCCUUUGGACAGGUUCUGGGUCCUGCCAUGACCCCAGAGAUCCGCGAAGCCUGGACAAAGGCCUACUGGAUCCUCGCAAAGAUGCUCAUCGGCCGCGAGGCCCAAAUGUAUCGCGAGUUCGAUGAUGACAAGUGGAAGGGAUGGCGCAAGUUCCGCAUCGAAAGAAAGGUUGCCGAAACGGACGACAUCUUCUCCUUCUACAUGGUGCCUGUCGACGGCAAACGGCUACCUGACUUCUACCCAGGUCAAUACACCUCGAUCCGCGUCACAAUCCCCGAGCUCGGCCACUAUCAGUCACGACAAUACUCGCUCAGUGACUCACCACGACCGGAUUACUACCGCAUUACCGUCAAGCGUGACCAGGGCGUCAAGGUCGGCAAGGGAGCCGCCACCUUUAACCUCAACCCUGGUGUCUUUUCCAAUCAUCUCAUCGAUGAGAAGAGACCGGGCGACAUUGUCGAGCUGACGCAUCCUACUGGCGACUUCUUCUUUGACACCCACGCCGCCGGCACUCUGCCCGUCGUUCUCAUCUCCGCCGGCGUCGGCGUCACGCCUCUCAUGUCCAUCUGCAACACCAUCAUCGAACGCCAGGCUAUCCGCCCUAUCUCAUGGAUUCACUGCUCGGCCCGGGCAGCUCCCUUUGAGGAGCAUAUCCGCAAGAUCGCUUACAGCCGCGCCAACUUCAUCACCAAGUUCUUUCGCUCCCAGAUCGCCGAUGUCGAAGAUGACGACUCCCUCUCCUCCUCUAGCGACUUUGGCCUCCGCAUGGACCUUGCACGGAUAGCGCCCGAAGAGCUCUACCUCAGUCAUGGUGGUGCAGAGUACUACAUCUGCGGUCCUGAAAUCUUCAUGGUUGAGAUGUCACAAUUCCUCAUUAAUCAGGGUGUCGAUCCCAACAGGGUCAAGUUCGAGCGGUUUACUACGGGCGAUUUGGAGUUCAAAAAAUGA